Nyctereutes procyonoides (raccoon dog) is the source of this 2338-nucleotide messenger RNA. RefSeq lists its product as uncharacterized. Gene Ontology annotation, molecular function: phospholipid binding. NCBI's taxonomy places the organism in Eukaryota, Metazoa, Chordata, Mammalia, Carnivora, Canidae. Gene Ontology annotation, biological process: plasma membrane repair; membrane fusion; T-tubule organization. Gene Ontology annotation, cellular component: plasma membrane. The transcript has 15 exons. The record is from RefSeq and is a predicted model, not a curated record. The annotation marks the transcript as partial.
AUGGCCUCACGGGUACUGUAUUUUUCUGUUUUAGAUCCAUAUGCACAUGUCUCCUUCCUCCAUCGAAGCAAAACCACUGAGAUCAUCCACUCGACCCUGAAUCCCACAUGGGACCAGACAAUUAUAUUUGAUGAAAUCGAAAUCUAUGGGGAACCCCAGACAGUUCUACAGAACCCACCCAAAGUUAUCAUCGAACUUUUUGACAAUGACCAAGUGGGCAAAGAUGAAUUUUUAGGACAAAGCAUGUGCUCUCCUCUGCUAAAACUAAACUCAGAAAUGGAUGUCACACCCAAACUUCUCUGGCACCCUGUAAUGAAUGGGGACAAAGCCUGUGGGGAUGUCCUUGUAACUGCAGAGCUGAAUCUAAGGCACAAGGAUGGUUCCAAUCUUCCCAUCCUUCCCUCACAAAGGGCACCAAAUCUAUACAUGGUCCCACAAGGGAUCAGGCCUGUGGUCCAACUCACUGCUAUUGAGAUCCUAGCUUGGGGCUUAAGAAAUAUGAAAAACUACCAGAUGGCUUCUAUCACCUCUCCCAGCCUCAUUGUGGAGUGUGGAGGGGAAAGGGUAGAAUCAGUGGUGAUCAAAAACCUGAAGAAGACACCCAACUUCCCAAGUUCUGUUCUCUUCAUGAAAGUGUUCUUGCCCAAGGAGGAACUGUACAUGCCUCCGCUGGUGAUCGAGGUCAUCGACCACAGGCAGUUCGGGCGGAAGCCCGUUGUUGGGCAGUGCACCAUCGAUCGUCUGGACCGCUUUCGUUGUGACCCUUAUGCGGGAAAGGAGGGUCUUGUGCCCCAGCUAAAAGAUCCAUAUGCACAUGUCUCCUUCCUCCAUCGAAGCAAAACCACUGAGAUCAUCCACUCGACCCUGAAUCCCACAUGGGACCAGACAAUUAUAUUUGAUGAAAUCGAAAUCUAUGGGGAACCCCAGACAGUUCUACAGAACCCACCCAAAGUUAUCAUCGAACUUUUUGACAAUGACCAAGUGGGCAAAGAUGAAUUUUUAGGACAAAGCAUGUGCUCUCCUCUGCUAAAACUAAACUCAGAAAUGGAUGUCACACCCAAACUUCUCUGGCACCCUGUAAUGAAUGGGGACAGAGCCUGUGGGGAUGUCCUUGUAACUGCAGAGCUGAAUCUAAGGCACAAGGAUGGUUCCAAUCUUCCCAUCCUUCCCUCACAAAGGGCACCAAAUCUAUACAUGGUCCCACAAGGGAUCAGGCCUGUGGUCCAACUCACUGCUAUUGAGAUCCUAGCUUGGGGCUUAAGAAAUAUGAAAAACCACCAGAUGGCUUCUAUCACCUCCCCCAGCCUCAUUGUGGAGUGUGGAGGGGAAAGGGUAGAAUCAGUGGUGAUCAAAAACCUGAAGAAGACACCCAACUUCCCAAGUUCUGUUCUCUUCAUGAAAGUGUUCUUGCCCAAGGAGGAACUGUACAUGCCUCCGCUGGUGAUCAAGGUCAUCGACCACAGGCAGUUCGGGCGGAAGCCCGUUGUUGGGCAGUGCACCAUCGAUCGUCUGGACCGCUUUCGUUGUGACCCUUAUGCGGGAAAGGAGGGUCUUGUGCCCCAGCUAAAAGAUCCAUAUGCACAUGUCUCCUUCCUCCAUCGAAGCAAAACCACUGAGAUCAUCCACUCGACCCUGAAUCCCACAUGGGACCAGACAAUUAUAUUUGAUGAAAUCGAAAUCUAUGGGGAACCCCAGACAGUUCUACAGAACCCACCCAAAGUUAUCAUCGAACUUUUUGACAAUGACCAAGUGGGCAAAGAUGAAUUUUUAGGACAAAGCAUGUGCUCUCCUCUGCUAAAACUAAACUCAGAAAUGGAUGUCACACCCAAACUUCUCUGGCACCCUGUAAUGAAUGGAGACAGAGCCUGUGGGGAUGUCCUUGUAACUGCAGAGCUGAUUCUAAGGCACAAGGAUGGUUCCAAUCUUCCCAUCCUUCCCUCACAAAGGGCACCAAAUCUAUACAUGGUCCCACAAGGGAUCAGGCCUGUGGUCCAACUCACUGCUAUUGAGAUCCUAGCUUGGGGCUUAAGAAAUAUGAAAAACCACCAGAUGGCUUCUAUCACCUCCCCCAGCCUCAUUGUGGAGUGUGGAGGGGAAAGGGUAGAAUCAGUGGUGAUCAAAAACCUGAAGAAGACACCCAACUUCCCAAGUUCUGUUCUCUUCAUGAAAGUGUUCUUGCCCAAGGAGGAACUGUACAUGCCUCCGCUGGUGAUCAAGGUCAUCGACCACAGGCAGUUCGGGCGGAAGCCCGUUGUUGGGCAGUGCACCAUCGAUCGUCUGGACCGCUUUCGUUGUGACCCUUAUGCGGGAAAGGAGGGUCUUGUGCCCCAGCUAAAAG